Molecule: messenger RNA, 3091 nt
Organism: Lytechinus variegatus (green sea urchin)
Lineage: Eukaryota; Metazoa; Echinodermata; Echinoidea; Temnopleuroida; Toxopneustidae
Product: sphingomyelin phosphodiesterase 4-like
Exons: 17
Coding region: 1-2718 (905 amino acids)
Biological process (GO): glycerophospholipid catabolic process; sphingomyelin catabolic process; ceramide biosynthetic process
Molecular function (GO): sphingomyelin phosphodiesterase D activity
Source: RefSeq, a predicted model, not a curated record
AUGUUCAUGCAGGCUCCACUCCACUUCACUACCGCUACACUACUCUCCACCUACCGAACAUCAAGGCGGUUGUUCGGAUACUCCGAGUGGCAAAGGUGGGGAAAAAAAGGCCAAGUACAGUCAUUGUGUGGCUUGCAUUACCCUCUACGGACACGAUGUUUUGAAUUAGAAAGCCUCAUCAGGAGAUCCUCAAGCAAGGAUCUGCACAGCAUAUAUACCUUGUUCCUAGACCUUGUGUUUGGACUGAAUGGCCAUCCAGGCUGGGGGCUUCACACCCUGAACUGUCAGUACUCCAAAGAUGAUUUCAAGGUCCUCCAGGAUUUCAUGUCUCCCAAUGGACCGGUCUUCCUCAUGGUCUACAAGCUACAGGGUGACCACUACCUGAGAUACGAGUUUCCUGUGGAGAAAUUACCGGCCCCCACAAGAGCAUCAUUGGCUGAUGGUAUAGUACCUCCUUUCUACCAAGGAAAGCUGGCAUACCAGUCUCAUGGAAGGACGCCCUCUGUUGUUAUGCUUAAUGCAUUUGAGUACUUCAUGUACGUCUUUGCGUAUUAUCUUGUCAGCGAAAAGGUGCAUAAGACCAUGAAUAAUUGGAGCCAGCCUCAGGAUUACUUCUACCCGGUGUUGUUAGACCAGUACCUGUGCUACUUCCUCCGUAGUGAUGGGCGCGCUGUGCCCCCAAUACCCGUCACAAGCAGUGCCCCUAAUCCUGCGGCCAACCGAAUGUCUCCUUAUAGACUACCUCAGUAUGGAGUUCUCUAUCAUUACUUACAUUCCAGCCCAUAUGGUGGUGGAGAUGGAGGGCACCCCAAUCAGCGCAGCCCCACCCAGCACCAUGAUACCACCCUAGGCUUGCAUCAUCAGGGUCUAAGCCCCGCUGGAGGGUUGGGUAGAGGGAUGGGUGCGGCAGCGGGAAUCAGCUUCCAGCAGCCCAUCCAAGAUGAUCCGCAGGUGGAGACCUGGCGCUCCGAAGUCCUGGUCCAGGCUCUGACCGAGUUCUGGCUGAAUCAGAACUCCCUACAGUUGGCUGAGGAUAAGAGCUUCCUGGCUCAAGUCAGGGAAAAUUUCAUCCCAAGCCCUGAUCAUGUGCGCAUGGUACGCAUCCUGGUGAAGAGGCUGCACUUUUUUGUAAACAGUGCACGUCCCAUGAUGCACCAAUCAGCUUACCAGCAGGGAGGAGAGUCGGCUAUGGAGGAGCUGAAGAGGUACAUUAUGACAGUCUUUGUACAGAAGCCGCUUUAUGUGUUUCUAAGACAUGGCUUUGAUAAUUGGCCUCUUGACUCAUCAUUCAGACAGAUCUUGGAGCUUUGGUUGAGUUACAUCCAGCCAUGGAGGUACGUUGAAGAGACAAACAGGACAGGUUUCUUUCAGAGGGACAUCAACUCGCCCCUGAGGUCACACCUAGGUUCAUCCAUAGGCCAGGGCAUGGCCCAGCAGAGAGAACCCAUCAGUACAAGAUCAUUCCCUGCUGACGACGAAAGAUGGCCAAGGUUUGUUCAGGAGAAUCUACCAUUCUACACCGUGCUCUUUCAAGAACUGUUGCCUCGGAUCUUCCAUCAAGACUUGAGUAUUCCCAACAAUGCCCUGAUGGUUUACAGGAUGGCAAAGGUCUUUGGACAGCCACACCUCAGUAGUGUCAUGAAGAAUGCUGAAGAGAAUCUCAUUGACCUUCUAAGCCACCCAUCGCAACCGUACACCUCAGGAGGAGGAGGGGGUCUAGGUACCAACCCUAGUUUCAUGUCUUUAUCCUCCUCCAUACCAUCAUCUACCCACCUACCACCCACCCUCCUGGCUAUGGGGACCAGACUAUACACCCAUCUGCUAGAGAAAGAGGCACCUGGGUUCAUGUACAGACCGCUCUUUGAUUCAAGCGGCAAGGCAAUGAUUGAGCAACUGCUUGGUUUUAUCGCUCAAGCCCAGACUACAGUUAAGACCAUGGCAGGACCUAGCCUAGGAGAUAUCACUCAGACUAUCAAAUCAUUCUUCACCAGCAGCCUUAGACAUGCUAAUCAUAGCGCCCUCUUUGACGACAUUGGUCCGGUUGACACCCGCAAAGCCGAGGCGUACCUCCAGAGCUCAGGAGAAUUCCUGUCAGAUAUAUUUGAUGUGCCUUUACCUCAUCCUGAUGACACCAUGGCAUGGAACGUCGUCAGUCAGAUCGGUCGUGAUCAACACCUACCACCUGAUAUGAUGGACGGACAGCUCACUCCACUGGGAAGAUUCCAGCUUAUUAACAGACUUAGAAGUUCUGAUGUCAAUUUCCAAGGGGACCCUGACCUUCAACCAAUCAGGAGCUACGAGAAUGCUGCCCUCGUGCGGAUGUUGCAUGCACUCUCUUGUCAGUUCAAUGAUGCCUUUGGGGACAAGCUCUUGGAGAUCUGUUCCCAAGGUGGCUUGCUUGGAGCCAUGGCCCGUUGGUACUUCAACCCUAGAGGAAACCCUCAUUGCCAUCCAAAUGACCCUUCCGGAAGAGUGCCAUCGUGGUACCGUCCAAGACUGAGUCUGCGCUUCCUGGCCAAUUAUCGAACCUUGACGUAUCUUGCCAUUCUGUAUCUCCUUCUUGUCUAUUUCUGUGACAUCAUGCCGACAGGCUUCGUGGCAUUCCUACUGGCAGCAGCCCUCUUUGUUGGUUUCCUGGGCUCGUUGUUUACUUACCUUCGAGGAGAUGAGAGAGAAGAGGUUUAUCUUCAGCAUUAUCAUCAUCAACAUGGUGACUGAUGCUGUCAAAGCACAUGGAGAACUCUUUUAUUUUCAUGCAACCCAUAGAAUUUGCUCUUUAUUUAUAUAUUCAUCGAUGAAAAACUUAAGCUCUUCUGCUGUCACACUAGUGCAACUUUUGUGCCCCCCCCUCUCUGUAUAUAUCUCACCUUAGGGGGAUAUAUUAAUGCGAUUAUGAAUAGCACUCCAGCCCCAUAAUCAGGGAAUAAUUUUGCUUUACAAAUUUGAAUAGCAUUUUUGGUCAUUCGAGAAAAGCUCUCAACUAAGUAAUGUACAGUCUUAUGUGAAAAGAUGCUAUAAAGUGCGUCCCAGAAUAAACGAAACCGAGAUUUAGUGAUGAUUUAUCAUAACUUAAUCAUAAAUAAAAUAGACA